GAUCUUACUUGACCAUGCAGACUUUUCUGAGUGACAGUCUUUAGAAAUGGAUACUAAUGGAAUUGUAGAGAGCAGGACGAAUCGGAAUGAAAGUUCUUCACAUUCAUUGACAAUAUGUGGGAACUGUUUGAGAUGUAUUCGCAGGUUGAUUCCUGUUGACUUCAAAAAAGAAAUGAUUGAAUUAACAACAAUGGCUGGGCCUUUGGUUAUGGCUCAGCUCAUGGUCUUUUUAGUGAGUUUCGUCAGUACAGUUUUCUGUGGCCAUUUGGGGAAGACAGAACUGGCAGGGGUGGCUCUCGCCAUUGCUGUGAUUAAUGUUACAGGUAUCUCCAUUGGGUCUGGUUUAUCAUCAGCGUGUGACACACUCAUUUCUCAGACCUUUGGGAGCCGCAACCUCCUGAAAGUUGGGGUCAUUCUACAGAGAGCCAUCCUCAUUCAACUUCUGGCCUGUUUCCCAUGCUGGGCUAUUCUCAUCAACACAGAACCCAUCCUCCUGGCUGUCAAACAGAGCCCAGAGGUCGCCUGGUUGUCUCAGAUCUAUGUGAAGAUUUUUAUGCCAGCACUCCCAGUGAGUACAUCUAUGGCGGUCUGUGUAUAUUUGUAAACAACAGCUGGUGCACAAAAUCAAAUACUAAGGAAGUCU
Molecule: messenger RNA, 643 nt
Organism: Coregonus clupeaformis (lake whitefish)
Lineage: Eukaryota; Metazoa; Chordata; Actinopteri; Salmoniformes; Salmonidae
Product: multidrug and toxin extrusion protein 1-like
Exons: 5
Coding region: 47-604 (185 amino acids)
Biological process (GO): transmembrane transport
Cellular component (GO): membrane
Molecular function (GO): xenobiotic transmembrane transporter activity; antiporter activity
Source: RefSeq, a predicted model, not a curated record